Ruditapes philippinarum (Manila clam) is the source of this 696-nucleotide messenger RNA. RefSeq lists its product as uncharacterized. The record is from RefSeq and is a predicted model, not a curated record. Lineage: Eukaryota; Metazoa; Mollusca; Bivalvia; Venerida; Veneridae.
CUUUUUUCCUACCAAUUGCCUUGAUAGCGGCCGGGAUUGGUAUGGGAACGGGCUACUGGUUCAAUAUUCAACACUACUAUGUUGGGCUGUUUCAACGGUGUGACAACUGGACACAAAUCUGCCAGUCUGUCUCGAAAUUUUAUGACGAGGACAACACAGAUAAAUUGAAGACCACUUGGACGUUAGGGGUACCGUUGCUCUUUGCCGGCGAGGCUAUUCUUUUGUUAUCCCUGUUGACCCUGGUUUGUUACCCAUGUCAUCGGAAAAUCAAUUUUAGCAAAAUAGCGUGUGCAGUAACGAUUGGAGUGAUCAUGUUAUUUGGAUUUUUAGCGUUCGCUGGUGGGUUUGGACUGUUUGCCCUGUACGCGGCGUCGAACCCGAACAACACCACGAUGAUGUGGUCUUUCUAUUGUGCAAUCGGUGGGGUUACGUUCGCUCUUAUAGCCACGAUCCUGUUCUGGGUACACAUGUUUUAUACGGGAUGCUUUGAUUAACUGGAAAUAUACUAAAAAGAGGCAUUGGAUGUUAGAAUUUAUAUUUACAACGUGUCAAAAGAGCUUAACACUACAUUAGUGAAGACAUAGCAUAAUUGCUGUUGUUAAAUUUAAAUAGCGUAUGUUACUGAGGAAAAAGUCUUUGAAACAAAGGGAAAAAAUUAUGAUUAUAUAUCUGUCAAUUCAAUGCAUGAUUUUCUUA